UCGUGUGCGAAAAAACAACAAACGUCAAAGUAGACGGAGCUGUCGUCCUGCUGCAGGCAAAAAUCUUUCAAAGGUUUUCUGAUGAACGUGAAAGUGUUCUCCAGUGCUGUGAAAAAUCGCUAAUUUACACCUACGAAGCCGCAAACAAAAUGUCGAAUAAUGCAGCGCAUCGACACCGGUAUAAGAAUGUUGGCCUGGACUCAACAGAGAUGCGCCGGCGGCGCGAAGAAGAAGGCAUCCAGUUGCGCAAACAAAAGCGCGAAGAGCAACUCAUCAAACGGAGGAAUGUAAACGAAGAUCUGGACCAGGACGCCAUUCUAGCAGACGAACAACAGACAUCGGACGCGCACCCUCUGAUCAAACCGGAAACCAUCCAAGCAUUGUACAGUACCAACGUGGAAGACCAGCUGGCAGCUACACAGAAGUUCCGCAAACUGCUUUCCAAGGAACCGAAUCCACCGAUCGAUCUGGUCAUCCAGCAUAACAUUGUUCCGCGGUUUGUCGAGUUUUUGGCCAGCACGUCUAAUUCGACAUUGCAGUUCGAGGCAGCGUGGGCGUUGACUAACAUCGCUUCCGGUACGUCAGAGCAAACCAGCGUCGUGAUAGGAGCCGGUGCGGUUCCCAUCUUCAUCAAACUGCUGGAAAGUCCUCACGUUGACGUGCAGGAGCAGGCCGUUUGGGCGCUGGGCAAUAUCGCUGGUGAUUCUCCGGAGUGUAGGAACUUCGUACUAGAUGCCGGAGUGCUAGAACCAUUGUUGCAUGUUCUGAGCACGUCGACCCGGUUAAAUCUGACCCGAAACGCCGUUUGGGCCCUGUCUAACUUAUGUCGCGGAAAGAACCCCCCACCAGAUUUCUCCAAGGUGGAGAAAGGGCUACCGAUAUUGGCCCGGCUGAUGUUCCACAGCGAUGUAGAAGUGCUGGGCGAUGCCGUAUGGGCUGUGAGCUACCUAUCCGAUGGACCGAACGAUAACAUCCAGGCAGUUAUCGAGGCCGGCUGCUGUCGGAGGCUGGUUGAACUAUUGAUGCACAACAACAACAAUGUGGUCUCCGCGGCCCUGCGAGCAGUCGGAAACAUCGUCACCGGCAACGACACUCAAACGCAGCUGAUUCUCAACUGCAAUGCCUUACCGUGUAUCCUGCAGCUGCUGACUUCGCCAAAGGAAACCAUCCGGAAGGAGGCCUGCUGGACCAUCUCGAAUAUAGCCGCCGGCAAUCGGCAACAGAUCCAGGCCGUCAUCGACGCCAACAUCUUCCCGAGCAUCAUCGAUCUACUUUCCAAGGCGGACUUCAAGACGCGGAAAGAGGCUGCCUGGGCGAUCACGAAUGCCACCAGCGGUGGCACCGUCGAUCAGAUCAAGUACUUGGCUCAAGCUGGCUGCGUACCUCCCAUGUGCGAGCUGCUCACCGUGAUGGACCCGAAGAUUGUGACCGUCGCCCUAAACGGACUGGAAAACAUACUCAAGGCUGGCAACCAACACAAGGUUAAACCAAAUCCGUACGCUGUACUGAUUGAGGAAUGCUACGGUCUGGACAAAAUCGAAUUCUUGCAGUCGCAUCAAAACACCGAGAUCUACGAGAAAACCUUCAACAUCAUCCGGACGUACUUCAGCAAUGACGAGGAGGACGUGGCCGUCGCCCCGUCCACCGAGAACAACCAGUUCCAAUUUAACGCCGAUCAAUCUGUGCCAAUGGACGGCUUCCAGUUCUAGGAAGCAUCACACAUCUCUACUACGUUUAGCUUUACAGUUUUGAGUAUGCAAAAUCAACCCGAUCCUCAUUAUUUCACCUUACUUCCUAUACUCUUCGGCGUUCGAGCGGUUUCGUUGGAUGCGACAAUUCUAGAACCAAAUCAUUAAUAAGUUGUAAGUAGCCGACUCACAUGAUGACGAUUAACCAGCAAAAUGGUCUUGAUGGCGGCAUCCAAGCAGAACAGAUAUCGGCAGGACUUUCGUGUUUGAAAAUAUGUUUGUAAUAGAAGGACGACCACCGGGACUCUUCAUAGUCGCGACAUUUAUUGAUGCAAUCGAACUUCAUAAUACACAAGUUUCGUAAGAAUUUCAUAAAUUGUGUAGAAAUAGUUUACAGCCAUGAUGAGAAUCUAUAACGAUGGCCUUUUUCCUACUGACCACCUGUUUGUGAAAACGCUUCCAUUGGAAGUCAUAAUGAUGUGUAAAAACUUAUCUAUAGCAAGACAGCAGAACAUAAAAUCAAUAUAAAUAUUUGGAAUACCAAAAAUAUAAAUACAGGCAUUUUCCCUCGUCCAGGUCAGUGUGGUUUGGAACCUUGAUCGGAACAUCUCAGUGUUGGAAGCAGGUAGCAGUGGAAGCCAUCCUGCUUGUGAGUGUGAGCAAGAAAACUACAACCACACAUCAGAAAAAAAAUUAAUAAACAACAAUAUGAUCUUUGACUAACAAAACAAAUAAAAAUGUGAUUAGUGUUUGAUAGUGGGGCACGAUUUGAUAAAAGAAAACCGUAAUAAAAAUGUGCAUAACACAGACAAGUAACCAGAA
Molecule: messenger RNA, 2510 nt
Organism: Armigeres subalbatus
Lineage: Eukaryota; Metazoa; Arthropoda; Insecta; Diptera; Culicidae
Product: importin subunit alpha-6-like
Exons: 8
Coding region: 150-1709 (519 amino acids)
Biological process (GO): NLS-bearing protein import into nucleus
Cellular component (GO): nucleus; nucleoplasm; cytoplasm
Molecular function (GO): nuclear import signal receptor activity; protein binding
Source: RefSeq, a predicted model, not a curated record